Clupea harengus (Atlantic herring) is the source of this 3847-nucleotide messenger RNA. It is a transcript of the gene sstr1b, whose product is annotated as somatostatin receptor 1b. Lineage: Eukaryota; Metazoa; Chordata; Actinopteri; Clupeiformes; Clupeidae. Gene Ontology annotation, molecular function: neuropeptide binding; somatostatin receptor activity. The record is from RefSeq and is a predicted model, not a curated record. Gene Ontology annotation, cellular component: neuron projection; plasma membrane. Gene Ontology annotation, biological process: neuropeptide signaling pathway; cellular response to glucocorticoid stimulus.
AGAGGAAGAGAGAGAAAGAAAGAGGGAGGAGAGGGUCUUUGAGUGAGAGAGAUAAAGUAGGAGAGCUGUAUCCAUGGGUGGUUGAGCAAAAGUGAGAGAGACGCAGUGCACACCAGCAGUGCUUCUGAGAGAGAAAGAGAGAGAGAGAGAGAGAGAGCAGUAAGUCACACAAAUACAGAGAGAGAGAGUGAGAGAGGGUAAAGGAGGGAGAGGGAAACAGAGGGAGAGUGCGCGCAACACAGCAGAGGAGUCCGCGUACAGUGAGGAUGGGAGGAUCGCAAGGAGAGAAAAGAGAGAGAGAAAACAUAGAGGGAUGCUAUCGCUCCACUCCUCCUCCUCAAACCUUUUCCUUCUCAUCACUUCUUUAAUAUGGCUGGACCUGUCCUUCAGAUGUCCAUGGCAUGAACUACUGACAUUACAUACGGUCUCGCACAUGUGAAAACUGGGGCGCAGCACUGAAAACCCACAACCUGAACCAACGUGAAGUCUCUCACGGAGCACAUUUUACCACCGCAUCCAAACAGCGAGUACUGCGUCCAUCAUCUUUUUCCACUGCGGAGCCAUUACGGGGGGGAAAUUACGAGGUUAGAGCGCAGACGAGGCUAACAUAAAGCCUUAAUUCCUGCAGACAUAGAACAAAUCCCUUUGUUGGAGGGUGAAAGGAAUCCUUUUUAGCCGCCAAGAACGUGUAUUCUCCUGACCCCUUUUGAAAGCCAAGCCCUUUUUUCAAAACACAAAGACUUUGGAGACACACCUGCAGUUCGAAAAAAUCUCAAGGUUAUUAUUGCAUGGAAAUGGAGUACCGCAAGGACUAUUCAACAGAUGAUCCUGGUUUAGAGCCGGCCGUCUGUCGUUGAUUACCCGCUGAGGAGUCAAUGAGACUCUGCACUGAUCUGAGAAACGAAGAAUCCCAAGGACUCCUGUUAAUACAGUUGCAUAGCCCUCUCUGUGACCCAUCUGGGGCUCGUAGAGGAGGGAGAAAAUAAACUCUUUCAGUGAAUUUCAACCCUUCCUAGGAGUCUCUGUUUUGAAAGCAAAAGGGCUGACAUGGACCCUCUGAGCCAUACAGCUCUCAAUUUCCCCGCAGUAAAUAAAGACGCCUAUGAGAUUGAUUACUCCAUUUAUGGUUCGGGUCAAGUGAAUACAUAUUUUUGUUUGCAUUUAUCCCGUUAAAGACCAACCCACAGAAGCGAUGGACGUUCUGGGGUUUAACAACAGCAGGUACGACGCCUAUCCAACGGGCCUCCCGUUCAACGCCACUGGCGACUACGAGGACUACGAGCCGGAGCCCGACGCCAGCAAGAUCAUCAUCCCGUCCAUCUAUGCGCUGGUGUGCUGCGUGGGCGUGACGGGCAACGGCAUGGUGAUCUACGUGAUCCUCAAGUACGCCAAGAUGAAGACGGCGACCAACAUCUACAUCCUGAACCUGGCCAUCGCCGACGAGCUCUUCAUGCUCAGUGUGCCCUUCCUGGCCACGUCGGCCGCCGUGCACCACUGGCCGUUCGGCUCACUCAUGUGCCGCCUGGUGCUCAGCGUGGACGGCAUCAACAUGUUCACCAGCGUCUUCUGCCUGACGGUGCUGAGCGUGGACCGCUACAUCGCCGUAGUGCACCCCAUCAAGGCGGCGCGCUACCGCCGGCCCACCGUGGCCAAAGUGGUGAACGUGUGCGUGUGGGGGCUGUCGCUGCUCGUCAUCAUGCCCAUCAUAGUCUUCGCCGACACCGUGCCGGCGGAGGACGGCGGCGUGGACUGCAACUUCCUGUGGCCCGAAGCGUCAUGGUCGGAGGUGUUUGUCGUCUACACCUUCCUGCUGGGCUUCCUGCUGCCCGUGGCCGCCAUCUGCAUGUGCUACUGCCUGAUCGUGGUGCGGAUGCGCGCCGUCGGCCUGAAGGCAGGCUGGCUGCAGCGCCGCCGCUCGGAGAAGAAGAUCACGUGCAUGGUGCUGCUAGUGGUGGCCGUGUUCGUCAUCUGCUGGCUGCCCUUCUACAUCGUGCAGCUGGUCAGCGUCUUCAGCCGGCCGCCCGACCCCAUUGUCACGCAGCUCUUCGUCAUCCUCAGCUACGCCAACAGCGGCGCCAACCCCAUCCUCUACAGCUUGGUGUCCGACAACUUCCGCCGCUCCUUCCAGCGCAUCGUCUGCUUCCGCUGGCUGGAGAACGGGCUGGACGCCGAGCAGGUGGACUACUGCGCUGUGGCCCUCAAGCGCCAGGCCACACUGGGGCCCCGGGACUUCCCCAAAGAGUGCCUGGCUUCAGAGAUGGUGUUUCGCAAUGGGACCUGCACGUCACGCACCACCACUCUGUGACUGGAGCAGACCUGCAGUACCAGCCAGGUUUCCAGACAAGGACAUCAGGACAGUGGCUCAACAUUACAGUGAAUGCUGCCUCCUGCAUUAUCUAGCAAAGUAAAAAAAACGAAUUAAUUGAAUUGAACUGAGUAAUGUAUGAUAAUGUAGAACAACCGUAACCUUAACCUCUACACUGUAAAUUUGACUGUAAGUACAGGAUGUUCUACAGUCACUGAUUUAAACCUUAAGUGUGAUAAUUGUCAUGAUAAUGAUAAUGAUUAUUGUAAAAACAAAGGCUGCUAGAACACAGAAAUAUGACAAGAGAAAAAUGUCAUCACACAUAUUGCUUUUCGACCAACAGGGAACUAGUUCUUGAACCAGUUCCGUUCUGGAUUAUUUGGCCCUUAGUGCUAUCUAGCGAACCAGCUUGCGUUUCCACCUGUUUUGAAGGGAACCAUUGUAAUCAAGGAUGUGUCAUCAACAGAGAGUGUUGCAGAAUGGACAACGGAAUCAAAUAGUACUAGCAAGAUGGCGAAUGGCAUUGAUUACCUGAAAGCUUUUGUUGCGUUCUGCUUCUUCCCCAAACUGUACAAUGACACAUCCAUUAAUGUCAUCAUGGUUUGCACUGGAAAAAAACAGCUAUCUUUUGCUUCAAGCUGGGAACAAAGUUCUGAACUGAUUUAGUUUUGGUCAAAAUAAAGCCAAACUUUGGUGCGCGAACCAGAAUGGAACCAUUCCCUGUUGGUGUAAAAGGGGAGUCCGUGAUGUAGAUUAAAUUGGCAGUGGUGUUCACCUACUUCCUAUUCUGAACGUUGUCUUUGGAUCACCAUAUAAAAAGUUUCAACAGACAGAGAGGGAAAUGAUAGGCAAGCAGAAGGGCAGAGUCACGUUGUAAAACUGGACCACUAAUCCCUACAAAGACUAGGUUUAAAGUCUCCCCUUCACAGUCACUUGGGGAAUUGUCUGAGAUUUUGACUGAAAAAAUGUGCUGGAAACAUCCUGGCAGGAGAAAAAUGAAAGAGAGAGAGAAAGAGAGGGAGAGAGAGAGAGACAGAGAGAGAGAGAGAGAGACAGAGAGAGAGCGAGCUUUUAAGGAAGCAGCAGUGAAGAGAUGCGAAGUCAUAAAAAGCACAAAGGCUCAGUGUAUCUGUCAGUGGAGCUCAACUCAAGACCAGCAUGGGCACAGGCCGUGCAUCAUACGUGAUCUUCUCAUCGGAGGUGGUCCAGCGAUGUAUGGUCUGUAGCUUUGACGUCGCACAGUCACACUGGUUUUUAGAUGGGUUUGUUGUCUGCGUGUCACUAUUUUAAAUGCUGUUUUUUUUUUUUUUUUUGUAGAUCAUGAUCCUGCAGUGCAAUGUGUUGCAUUUAGGACCGUUUCGUGUCUCUGUGUUUGUAGCUUUAUGCAUUUGUUCUCUCUGUGAAUCUGUUUUGUUUUCAUGCCAGGGUGAGACAAAAUUGCAUUGGUCUACUGUGUUGCUUAUGUUUGCACAAUGACUCUCAAUGAUUGUCAGCCAAAGAAGUGUGUGUGCUCAGGCAUAAGCUCAUCCAAACACACACACA